Setaria italica (foxtail millet) is the source of this 1631-nucleotide messenger RNA. Its product is annotated as ubiquitin-like modifier-activating enzyme 5. Gene Ontology annotation, cellular component: cytoplasm; cytosol. Lineage: Eukaryota; Viridiplantae; Streptophyta; Magnoliopsida; Poales; Poaceae. The transcript has 14 exons. Gene Ontology annotation, molecular function: UFM1 activating enzyme activity. Gene Ontology annotation, biological process: protein ufmylation. The record is from RefSeq and is a predicted model, not a curated record. The coding region runs from base 115 to 1386 and encodes 423 amino acids.
ACACUACUACGCCAGGCGCGUGAGUCUGAACUGAAGUCACGCUGCAUCCUGUCUGCGUUACCGGCCACCGGCGGCGGAGGAGCAGAGCAGCAAGCAAGCGGCGGCGAGGCGACCAUGGAGGAGGAGCAGCUUCGCGCUCUACUCCACGACCUCGAUGCGCUCAAGCAGCGCCCCGACGACCCCGCCUCCAUCGAUCGGAUGCGAGAGCGGGUGGUGGCGAUGUUGAGCCCGGCCUCCGGCGCCGCUUCUCGAUCCAAGAUCAAGGACAUGAGUGCGGAGGUGGUGGACAGCAACCCCUACAGCAGACUUAUGGCGCUGCAGCGGAUGGGCGUUGUGGAGAAUUAUGAGCGCAUCAGGGACUACUCCGUCGCCAUUGUUGGCAUAGGUGGUGUUGGUAGUGUUGCUGCGGAGAUGCUCACUAGAUGUGGAAUUGGACGCCUCUUGUUGUAUGACUAUGACACUGUCGAGUUGGCUAACAUGAAUAGGUUGUUCUUUCGUCCAGAACAGGUUGGAAUGACCAAAACAGAUGCUGCUGUACAAACGCUUUCUGGAAUAAAUCCUGAUGUUGUGUUGGAGAGCUACUCAUUGAAUAUUACUACAGUCAAAGGAUUUGAAACAUUUUUGGAAAGCCUAAAAGCCCGUAGCUCUCAUGGGCGUAGCACUGGAGUUGAUCUUGUCUUGAGCUGUGUCGAUAACUACGAAGCUCGUAUGGUUGUAAACCAGGCAUGCAAUGAGCUUGGUCAGACGUGGAUGGAAUCUGGUGUCUCAGAAGAUGCUGUUUCUGGUCAUAUACAACUGCUGGUUCCUGGUGAAACUGCAUGUUUUGCAUGUGCUCCUCCAUUGGUAGUAGCAUCUGGCGUGGAUGAGCGUACCCUCAAGAGAGAAGGUGUUUGUGCUGCCUCUUUGCCAACUACAAUGGGUGUUGUUGCUGGUCUCCUGGUGCAGAAUGCUCUGAAAUAUCUGUUGAACUUUGGACAAGUUUCCCCAUACUUGGGGUAUAACUCACUUAAGGAUUAUUUCCCAACAAUGGAAAUGAGGCCAAAUCCGCAGUGUUCAAAUCCAGCAUGUGUUCAGAGACAGAAAGAAUAUAUGGACUCCAAACCUGCUAGAGAUGCAGCAGCAAAGGCUAAGAUGGAAGCUGAAGCAUCUGCAGCAAAUGAAUGUCCUGUUCACCUAGAUAAUGAGUGGAACAUUAGUGUUGUUGAUGAUGAAGACACAGCGACAUCAAGUAUUCGAAGCACUGCAGAUGUCCUACCAGAAGGCCUUGUCCGUGAACUCCCAGCUGCUGAUUUGUACCCAGAACCACCUGCUGCGGCGAGCUCCAGUGCUAUCGAUGAUGAUCUUGAGGAGCUCCAGCGGCAACUUGAUGCCCUAAACUCGUCUUAGUCCAGGCUGGUCCAUCUACUGUGUCUCGCCUGUUUCCCAAAAUCCCAAAUUGGACGGGAAACAGGAUUCUCAUGCUGUUGUUUGUGUCUGUUCUAACAGUCGGUAAAUUAACCAGAUAUAGCCUUUAUGCACAGCACCGUGGUACAAAAAGUGAUAGUUAUACUGUUCCUGUAUUUUGACUAACAAUUUUGGUUUAGAAAACAUGCAUUUAUGAGCCGGAGGACUCGUUGGUUAACUAAUAUCUA